Messenger RNA from Kickxella alabastrina, 1075 nucleotides. Its product is annotated as F-actin-capping protein subunit beta. Gene Ontology annotation, biological process: actin cytoskeleton organization; cell morphogenesis; barbed-end actin filament capping. The record is from RefSeq and is a predicted model, not a curated record. Gene Ontology annotation, molecular function: actin filament binding. The transcript has a single exon. The coding region runs from base 172 to 1008 and encodes 278 amino acids. NCBI's taxonomy places the organism in Eukaryota, Fungi, Kickxellomycota, Kickxellomycetes, Kickxellales, Kickxellaceae. Gene Ontology annotation, cellular component: F-actin capping protein complex; cytoplasm.
CUCACUUUCACUUGCGUGCGCCCCUACUCCACUGCCCAAGCGCAAAAGAAGCGAGGUUUGAAUGAGGCUGCAGCACAAUGUAAUUUUCGCCUCUUUGAAUUUCAAUUGCCGCUAUUACUUGUUUCUUCUUUCUUUAAUUUUCAUUUAUAUUACCAGCAAUCUGCAAAAAGGAUGGCCGACUACGAUGACGAGAAUGAGCAGCAGAUGGACUGCGCCCUGGAUUUGAUGCGCCGGCUGCCACCACAGAAUGUCGAGGAAAAUCUGGUCAAGCUUCUCGAGAUACUCCCAGAGAUGACAGAGGACCUACUCUCGGCCAUCGACCAGCCGCUCAAGAUCCGGCAGGACAGCCACUCUGGCAGGGAGUACCUUGUGUGCGACUACAAUCGCGACGGCGACUCAUACCGGUCCCCGUGGUCCAACGAAUAUGAACCGCCGCUGGCCGACGGCAGCGUGCCCUCCGACCGACUGCGCAAGCUGGAGCUGGCCGCCAACGAGGCCUUUGACACAUACAAGGAGUUGUACUACGAGGGCGGCGUGUCCUCCGUAUACCUAUGGGACAUGGAUGACUCGUUUGCCGGCGUGGUCCUGAUCAAGAAGGUCAACGACGGCACAGUAAAGUCAAAGGGCUCGUGGGAUUCCAUCCAUGUCAUCGAGGUGCUGGAGAAGGGCCGCCAGGCGAGGUACAAGCUCACGAGCACCGUGAUGCUGUACACGGUGGCUAGCGGCGUGAGGGGCGAUAGGCAGAACGAGAUCAACUUGUCUGGAUCGUUGACGCGCCAGGACGAGCGCGAGCUGCCGGCUGAGGACAGCGGCGCGCAUAUUGUCAAUAUUGGCAGGAUGGUUGAGGACAUGGAGUUCAAGAUGCGCAAUUCGCUGCAGGAGGUGUAUUUCGGAAAGACCCACGAUAUCGUCAAUGGGCUGCGCUCGGCGUCGGAUCUCAGCGAGGCGAGGAAUCGCGAGCGCUUGCAGCGCGACCUAUUUGGCCAGCUGAAGGGCCGCAAGGACUAGAGCAGGAGAACCAACACUUGAUUUUUAUACGUAGGUCAACUAUUCUAAUAUAACUUUUUGAAACAAC